AAAGAUGGUGGUCACCGACUCUAAUCUGCGCCGUACGACAAGUUUAUCUUGUUCUAAUGUGGGCUUUUCCUUUAAAGACAGUUACCGGUCACUAUGCUGGCUCGCGCUUGUGUUGGCGUUGGCCAGUCGCACAUUAGCGGACGAGCCGAACUUCGAAGACUUUCUAAAGCGGGAAUAUUCUCUGGCCAAACCGUACCGAGGUUUGGGCUUUUCCAGUGCGGCCCAGUGGGAAUUGAUGGGCACGGCGAUGGUGACCACUGAACACGUGCGACUGACACCAGACCUGCAGAGCCGACAGGGUGCCGUUUGGAGUCGGAUCCCCUUAGUCUUGCGGGACUGGGAGCUCAGAGUUCACUUCAAGAUCCAUGGCCAGGGGAAGAAGAACCUGAACGGUGAUGGUAUUGCCGUCUGGCUGACCAGAGACCGCAUGCAGCAUGGGCCUGUGUUUGGAAACAUGAACCAGUUUGUUGGCCUCGGUGUCUUCCUGGACACGUACCCCAAUGCAGACAAGACUCAUGAUAGAGCCUUCCCCUACGUGUCUGUGAUGUUGGGUAAUGGCACGCUGACCUAUGACCACGACCGCGACGGCAGACCCACUGAACUGGGAGGCUGCGCUGCCAUGCUUCGCAACGUGGCCCACGACACCUUCCUCCUCGUCAGAUACUUGAAAAACCGACUGACGCUCAAACUGGACGUGGACGGUAAGCAGGAGUGGAAAGACUGUGCGGACGUGACCGGGCUGCGCUUGCCCACGGGUUAUUUCCUCGGUGCUUCUUCGCUCACGGGAGACUUGUCUGACAACCACGACAUCAUCUCCAUGAAGCUGUACCAGCUAACACCUGAGAACGGUCUGGAUGACAAAGAGGAGGAGGAGGAGGAGGAGGAAGUGCUGCUUCCAAGAGUGGACAACAUGGAGCAGUUCCACGUGGAGGUGGAGGAGGAAGGGAUGAGCGGCGUCCAGCUGUUCUUCACGAUCCUGUUCUCGCUCCUGGGCCUGGCAGUUCUGGCAGCAGUCGGCGCCAUCCUUUACGGACGCUGGAAGGAAAACAAGCGCAAGCGUUUCUACUGACCUGAGCCGGAGCGUCACAGCUGAGUGCCGGGCCGACGUCGCCGCCUCUCAUCAGCCAUUCGAGCAAAUCCAACCUGAAAGAGAUCAGUAGCUUUGAAAAGAUGACGACGAAGAUUCUAGUGUUCAAUAUCGAAUCAUCUCAGAACUGCACUGAGACACAAACUCUGAGGCUCCGGAUGAUUGUUUCUCUAAACUGGAUUUUUGUAGUUGAAGUACACCUCCUUUUACCACUGGGUGCUGCUCGUGAGCAGCAUUGUGCCACUGAGCGCUGGUGCGUGUUUGACCGCGACUCAGCCUCCACUUACUGAGCUGUCCAAAUCUCAGGGUCUACAUGGGCAGAGGAUGACUUUUACAGCGACCUUCAGCCCCUUCAGAUGGUCUUUUAUCAUGUAGCACCUUUCCAGCAUAUACACACACACACGCACAUCUGCCUUGCCACCUGCGUUUUCAAAACUCUCAAGGCCACGGAAAAGAUUUGUUGUAGCACUUCACCUGCCACAAUAUCAAUGCGACUCAUGGCUCUGUGGCUGCGCAACUUCUCACAACAAUGUGUUGCCUUAAAACCAGGAAACAGCAGAAACAUAACCUGCAGGUGGUCGUAAUGUUUGGCUGAUUUGUCCCUGCAGUGCAAAAACACAUAUAAAAUGUUGCCUAAAACUGUUUUGCUGAAUAUGAUUUAGUAUUAAUUGAUUCAUGGAUCUUUUGUUUUUUUGUUUUUUCUGAGUUCCUCUACGAGUUUUUGGUCCGAUGAAGAGUCCCUGAACAAAGCCCUCUGUGGUGACACCUGAAGGGCACACUGGUCCCAAUGUGUUUGGUACUUAAUAAAGUCUUAAAUACUUAAAUAAGGUGAGCAGCUGAACUACUAUAGUUUUCAAUUACAUUGACUACUUUCAAAAGUCCAAACUAAAAUGAGUUAUUAGGAGUUUUAGGUGUUUUUUCCGGUUGUUUUUGUAGCGCUUUUCUCUGAGGUUCCGUUGUAGAAGUCUUCUCUCGCUUCCACUGUGAAUUAAAUUAAUGAAUUGUACUUUUCGUGUUUUAAUGUGACUUUAAAUAAAGAGUA
This is a messenger RNA of Synchiropus splendidus (mandarinfish), 2129 nucleotides long. It is a transcript of the gene lman2lb, whose product is annotated as lectin, mannose-binding 2-like b. Gene Ontology annotation, molecular function: D-mannose binding. The transcript is spliced from 8 exons. Lineage: Eukaryota; Metazoa; Chordata; Actinopteri; Syngnathiformes; Callionymidae. Gene Ontology annotation, biological process: Golgi organization; endoplasmic reticulum to Golgi vesicle-mediated transport; endoplasmic reticulum organization. Bases 5 to 1069 code for a protein of 354 amino acids. The record is from RefSeq and is a predicted model, not a curated record. Gene Ontology annotation, cellular component: Golgi membrane; COPII-coated ER to Golgi transport vesicle; endoplasmic reticulum-Golgi intermediate compartment.